This is a messenger RNA of Halichondria panicea, 1239 nucleotides long. Its product is annotated as histone-arginine methyltransferase METTL23-like. Gene Ontology annotation, cellular component: cytoplasm; nucleus. The transcript has 5 exons. The record is from RefSeq and is a predicted model, not a curated record. The coding region runs from base 112 to 615 and encodes 167 amino acids. Lineage: Eukaryota; Metazoa; Porifera; Demospongiae; Suberitida; Halichondriidae.
UUUGAUGACCCUUUAUCCAUUCAUGCAACCCAAAAAGUAAACCUACUUGCUGGACAGAGACUCUGCUUGCUGGAGAAAGAAAACAUUGUAUGGACAAUUCCUUUUGAGGAUAUGUCACUAAUAAUCAAAAGCAUAGAACAACUGGGUGGCGACUACAGCCUGUACACAUGGCCCUGUGCUCUCCUGUUAGCCCAACACAUCUACGACCAGAAGGAAUUCAUCGGAGGGAAAAAAGUCUUAGAACUAGGUGCAGGGACGGCUAUACCUGGACUCACAGCCGCCAAGUGCGGAGGUCAUGUGACCUUCACAGACCGCGAGGGGAAUACAUGUUUCCAAAACGCCAUCAAGAGAUCAUGUGAUCUCAAUGGAAUAGAGGGGAUGGAGAUUACCGAGGUCACAUGGGGGUUGUUUUCUCCGACAUUGCUGACCCUCCCCCCACAAGAUGUGAUAAUUGCUUCUGACUGCUUCUACGACUCAAAAGAUUUUGAAGAUGUUUUGGCAACUGUUUCCUUUCUGAUGGACAAAAACCCAUCCUGUAAAUUUUGGACUACCUAUCAAGAAAGAAGUAGAACCUCGAUUAUCCAGACACCUUGGUUCCAGAGGCAGGCCGGAUAACUGAAUAAUACCGGAUAAUCGAAUAGAUAAACCACGCCUUGUGAUCCACCCACUUUAUUGAUAAACAGCAGUGCCACAUGGUUGUCUAUGCAUGCGCAGAAGAUAAGCAGACUUGUCUCCAUAGUAACAGCUGCAAUGUGCAUGCGCAUUUCAGGGACACACCCAUUUUCUGAAUUAGAAACUUCCAAGCCGGAUAAUCGAGGGUUCCGGAUAAUGGAGGGCUGGAUAAUCGAGGUUCUACUGUAGCUUUUAGGAAUACAUACAUGUAUCUAUGAUAAUUAUGUUUAUAUCGAAUGUUAUAGGACUACGUAGCCGAAUUUUGACAACAGUAAAUAGCAUGCAUAAACUGCAACAUUCACAAAUUUUUUAGGAGCCCAUGUCUAUUGUGGUCACCCCUAUUUAUCUCUUUCCUUGGCAAUCUGUUGUAGAAAUUACAACAAUGGGUAAGGAAUCGUUAUGAUGAAUUAGAUGAAGUUGUAUGUGAGCUCCUCCCUGACAAACAAACUGUAGUCUAGGUAACCGCCUUAUCAGUCAAGUAGGCUAAAAAUCUGUGUCCUUUGAUGUAAGCUUUGAUGUCUCUUUGUGCAUAUGUAGUUAUAAAAAAAAAAAAAAAAAAAAAAGAAA